Messenger RNA from Cyclopterus lumpus (lumpfish), 1949 nucleotides. RefSeq names its product family with sequence similarity 167 member B (gene fam167b). NCBI's taxonomy places the organism in Eukaryota, Metazoa, Chordata, Actinopteri, Perciformes, Cyclopteridae. The record is from RefSeq and is a predicted model, not a curated record. The transcript has 3 exons. The coding region runs from base 25 to 750 and encodes 241 amino acids.
CACGAGACGGCUCUGGAAACAACGAUGCUCCGCUUGGGGCGACACAAAGACGGAAGUCCUCGUUUCCUGAGAAACAGCAGCACGGAGAUGUGUCACAUAUUGCUGGAGGCACGAGAGCGUUGCGCUCCAAUCAGCACGCGCUGCCAAGCCAGAAAGAGAACCUCGCGUGAAUCCCCGCUGCCGAUGGACUUCAAAGCGUUCGGAGAAGAAGAGUCCUCCGAGGGCGACGCGGUUGACCUGGACAGCGUGAAGGCGCUCACGGAGAAGCUGAAGUUGCAGACCCGCCGGCCGUCCUACCUGGAGUGGCAGGAGCGCGUGCAGAGCCGACCGUGGAAGGGAAGUCCCGCGGCAGACCGCCCCGGCUCGGAGGAGCGGGGCGUCUCCGCGCCCGCGGUCCUGAGAAACGAGAACUCGGAGCUGGUGGUGCGCAACAUCUGUGGCUUUGCUACUAUCGAUGAUGCUCUGGACUUUCUGAGAAAAGAGCUGAGAGACAUGCAGGUCCAGGACCACCGCCUGGCCCGGCAGCUGAUCGGUCUGCGCGGGGAGAUCCACCGGCUCAAAGUGGAGCAGGUGUGCGAGCGCCACAAGGAGAUGCUGGACGACGCCACGUACGAGCUGGAGGAGUGCGGCGAAGAGUCGGACCUGCUGUGCGACAUCCCCAUGAAGGCUGCCUUCGCUCUGUCCACGCCGCUCAAACACCUGGGCCUCACCAAGAUGAACAUCAACUCCAGACGCUUCUCACUGUGUUAAAAAAGAAACCCCUCGUUUGGGCCUAUUUCCUCCUCGGGAGCUCAUUGAUAGAGUGAAGAGGGACUGAACAUGAUGUUGCACCUUGGCUUGACGUGCAUGAGGAGGCCUCAGUGUGUGCAGGCCUGGAGGGGCACACGCCCUUACUGGUAUACAGGCACACCCUCCUGCUGGACGGAGCCCGGGCCGCUCUGCUGUUGACUGUUCUUUGCACAGUCAUGUUAAUCAGAGAAGAUGAAGGCUUCGGGGCUAGACUGAGAUGCAAACAGAGAUAUAGAAUGAUGGCAUUAUAUCUUAUAGCCAAUGAUUUCGCAUUGUCAAAACAAAUUAUGCCACGUGUGCCAAGGAAGGUUGUGUUGCUGAAAGCUCGUCAUGGAGGAAGAAGCUCACUUCAGAAGAGAAGAGGGGAGCUUCAUAGUCGCAGUGCAGGUCGGAACACUUUAAAUCAGUGGUUUCCAACCUAGGGGUCGGGGUCCCAGACAAGGGGUCGCAAAAUUAAUCUGAGAGGUUGUGAUGGGAUUAACCAGAACAAGAUUUUUUUUUUUAAAUUACUGAAUAGUUACAUCUCUUCCAUCCUCUGGUUGAACUGGUUACAUCAAUAGAUGAGGGGUUGGAAGUGGUUUUAUUUUAGGAGGUCACAAUGCAAAAAUAAUGACACUUUACAUCACUAAUACCAUUUUUGUGUAGUAAAAAAACAAAGUAUGGCAAAUCUGGUCCAAUAACUAAAAUGUUCAGCAAAACUUUAAAGAAAAUCAAGUCCUUUGACAGAGCAGCAUAUUCCAGCUGUUGAAGCCUCCGUCCGGGCACUGUCCCGACCACUAUCCCCAAAGGAAGUGGGAGGUCACACUCAAGCAUUUUUACUCCUCUUCUUUACAAACCAAAUAUAUCUCAAUAUCCUUCGCAGUGCAGAGACAGGACCCAGGAGGCUAUGGCCUCAUGCUUUUUAUUUUCCAUUACCGUCUCCCGAUGCUGCGGAGCACGGUUUACAAACUAUAUGGCUGGACAGUGACCAAGUUGUGGCUCUGGCAAUAAAGGGCGAGUCAAGUGGUUUAUUUUAUCGCUUCAUAUUAUUAGAAAACAGUAAGUAGGGUGAAUGAGAUCUUUUCGCUUCAUAAUAUAUUAAUAUAUUGUAUUAAGUGUCAUGCUUCUGUAAUAUGAAUGUAUCUGUCUGACAAAUGAGAAUAAAGAGAAAUCCCUUCAAA